Siniperca chuatsi (mandarin fish) is the source of this 10131-nucleotide messenger RNA. RefSeq names its product plexin b1b (gene plxnb1b). Lineage: Eukaryota; Metazoa; Chordata; Actinopteri; Centrarchiformes; Sinipercidae. Gene Ontology annotation, biological process: semaphorin-plexin signaling pathway involved in axon guidance; positive regulation of axonogenesis; regulation of cell migration. Gene Ontology annotation, molecular function: protein binding; semaphorin receptor activity. The coding region runs from base 652 to 7449 and encodes 2265 amino acids. The record is from RefSeq and is a predicted model, not a curated record. Gene Ontology annotation, cellular component: semaphorin receptor complex. The transcript is spliced from 39 exons.
GAAGGCAGCAUGAGCUAUCCUCUUUGCCAAACCCCUUUUUACGCCUGUGGAGAGCUGGGCGCUGAGCGCAUCACCGAACCAUUCCCACCACUACGUACCGGCUACAUGUGGGGGAAGAAACCUGCUGAGUGAAACCAGGCAGAGGAAAGAAACAAAACUAAGCAUUAGGCUACUUUUUACCGCAUGGAAUAACUGCACAGAUUUUUUUUUUUUCCACCAAGGCGUUAGGUGUGUAAACUAGUGAAAGUUGGAUGCCUGAGAGGAAAUUUGCAAGUCUGGACUGAACGACAAUGGAAUUUGUGAUCUCGUAACCUCGAGAAAUAACGUUAUCUGUCUCGGCUAAUUUGUCUGCGUUUACAAGCACCGGUUGAGGACAAAUUGGUUACUCAAAAUGAAAGCAGUGAAAACGUGUUUGCUGCGCAGUAACGAAGAGUAAACCAGCGUUUUGAGCAACUGAUUGAAGAGUUGUACACGGGACAAGGUUUGGUCAAAUCCUCAUGGGAGCCAUGGAAGGAUUGGAAAUAGCAGGAAAAGAUCACUGAACUUCCACAGGUUGUGUCCAGAAGGAUGUGUUUUUAAACCCAAGCUGCUGGGAGGUCAAGAGGUGACAUGCCUCUGUAAAACACCACUGGAAACAAAUGCUCUGCUGCCAUGCCUCCGGGGAUGGUGCGUCGUCUUUCAGUGUUAGCAGUCCAAACGCUGCUCUCUCUCCUGCUGCUAGCUGUCAGCUGGCCCUUCACCUCAUUACCUGAUGGUGUUGUCCAAGGAUCAGACUCCUCCCCCUCCAGUCUUUAUCCCACCUUUGUCCAGAAUGACACUCUGUUUGAGCACUUGGCCCUGCAUCCCAACACCAGUGUGGGUCGUGUCUACGUUGGGGCCCGAGAUCACCUGUUCCAGUUGGAUAGAUUCCUCCAACUUGAACUCCAGGAUGACACUGGACCUGUCACAGACAGCCGGGAGUGCUUACCUCCCGUAACUGAGAGCAACUGCCCUCAGGCUAGGGUCACCAGCAACCACAACAAGCUACUGCUGGUCGACCCUUACUCCAUGGAACUUAUUACCUGCGGGAGCGUCAAUCAAGGGAUCUGCCAGAAACGUAGUCUGGAUUCUGUGGAUGUGGUACUUUUCUCUACAGAGAGGCCGGUGGAUACUCAAUACGUAGCAGCUAACCACCCCAAUGUUAGCACCGUGGGACUUGUGGUUCGCUCUCAUCCUGACCGGCAGCCGGUACUGUUUGUGGGGCGGGGUUACACCAGCAGCCAUCCACCUAUUUCCACACGAAACCUUGCCCAGGAACCUGUCUUUUCUUACGAGGAGACUGCCAAGUUGGCUGUUGCUGGUCGUCUCUCGGAAUACGACCAUCAUUUUGUAGCAUCAUUCGCCCAUCAUCAGCAUGUAUACUUCCUCUUCUACAGACGGGACCUAAAGUCACAGUCACGCGAGUACCGCACCUACGUCUCUCGUGUUUGUUUGGAUGACCAGGCCUAUUACUCCUAUGUGGAAGUACCCUUGACAUGUCAUUCCAGGGCAGGAAAAAUUUACAACCUCUUGCAAGCUGUCCAGCUUGGGCUCACCAAGGACGGUGUAGUGAGUCAAGGCUCAGAAAUUCUUGGCGUCUUCUCCACUCGUUUGGCAUCAUCAACUCGGCCCAGUGAGGACUCGGCGCUCUGCAUGUUUAACCUCGAAGAUGUGGACCGCAGGAUUAACUCCACCAGAGACGUAUGCUACACACAGAUGGGUAAAGAAGCAGGAGUGGAGGCAGCCUACAUCGAGUACGAAGUCAAAUCCAACUGUGCCAACCUGCCAGAGAACACUCUGGACGCCUACCCCUGCGGCUCUGACCACACCCCCAGCCCGAUGGCCAGCAGGAUGGCCGUAGAAGCAGAGACCAUAUUGGACAGCCCGUCCGCUCGUCUCACUGCUGUGGCCGUCAGCGUGCGGGCGGGACAUACCAUUGCCUUCCUGGGAGACUCCAAAGGGAACCUGCACAAGGUGUUCCUGGGGCCAAAUGGCGAGGUGGAGGAGUACUCUGUCAUCUCCAUUCAGCAGAACACAGCUAUCAGUUCAGACCUCAUCCUGGACCAGAAAGAGGAGCAUCUCUUCAUCAUGACCCAUAACAUGCUGCAGAAGAGGCCGGUGGCUGAAUGCCAGCAGCACCCAGAUUGCCACUCCUGCCUGCUGGCCCACGACCCCUACUGUGGCUGGUGUGUCCUGGAGGGAAGGUGUGUGUUACAGUCAGAGUGUGCUCGUGGGAACCAGCCAGGUCAGUGGCUGUGGAGCUUUGACAUGGAGACGCAGUGUCUGGCUGUCCAGGACCUCAGCCCCUCCAACGUCAGCAGGGAGGAGAGCAGGAUGGUGUCUCUGUCAGUCCCAGGACUUCCAGUGUUAGAGAAAGACGAGUCCUACUCCUGCUUCUUCCAGGACAGCCACUGUCCUGCCACUGUCACAGAAACCGGGGUCACCUGCCAUUCUCCGGACACCAGCCGAGUGCCCAUGGUGCCUCCGGGACAGGACUUUGUCACAGUCACCCUGUCUCUUCGCUUUGGCAAUGUCGCAGUCACAGAGAGGGAUUUCACCUUCUACGACUGUACAGCAGUUAAGCAGCUAUCUGGCAGCAUGCCUUGCCGUGGUUGUGUUUUGAGCCGAUGGGGCUGUAACUGGUGUGUUCACCAGCACUUGUGUACCCACAAGCCCACCUGUGAGGAGGGGGUGAUCAUCUACAACCAACAUUUUAAACUCCCCACCUCAGCUCCUCCCACAACCAAACCUUUUAAAGUCAUCACAACACCCACUACCACAACAGCUGCCCUGACAACCACCACCAUAACAACAACAACAACAACAACAACAACAACUAUUGCUACAACAACAACCACAACCCCUGUCACUGUAGCAACCACUCAGGAGCCAACCACCCCUCCUGCACCCACUAUUUCACCCACGACCACCACCAGCCCUGAGCCAACCACAUCACUCACUACCCUGCCCCCUCAGCCUGCCAGCACCCUGCCACACACCACACCAGCACCCACUACACCUCUACCCCCAGAGGUGACCACCAGGAAGGAAGAAGAGACUGAAGCAGGAGAGCUUGUUGUUGUCACCCAAAGUGACACAGAAAGCGCUGCAGUUACAACCAGUGUCGUCAUGGUAGCCGCAGAGUUGGUGCCCGUCACAAUGGCUGAUGGUCUAAGUGGAGAUCUGGACCCUGUGAUGCCUUUGAUCAUCCCGCCCAAUGACCCGGACUCCUUUCCCCUGGAGGUGGUGACGGAGUUGCCCCCCAGCAACACCCAGGAAGCUGAGGGAGCUUUGAGCCUGGCAGAGCCUCCCACCCCGGUCUCAUCUGAUUUCCUCCUGCCCACGCCCUUCCCUCUGGGCGAAGCAGCGGACUCUGAGACCUCUCUCUACCAGGACCUGACCCAGACUCCCACCCCGAUGCCCACACAAGACUCCCAGACUGUGGCAGGAAGCCCAGGCACCGACCCUGAGGUGCUUCUCUGGCCAAAGGAAGAAGUAGACCAUGCUGAGAGUGCCAUCCAGUCAGAAAAUGACACAGCCACAUUUUCAGCUGCCACUGUGUUGUCAGGUGACGGUGAGGUCGAUCAUGUCCCCCCAUCCUACCCCCACCUGCUGGAUACUGACUCAGAGCUGGACUACCAGUAUGACCCAGCUGACGCCUUCCUCCCGGGGGACGAGGGCUCCUAUGUCAGCUGGGGUUCCUCAGCUUGUCCCUGUGUGGAGAAGGUCCAAGGUUCAUCACUGCUCCCUGUCAGAGAGGAGAGGAAGAUCACCUUACUGGCCCACAACCUGCACCUCUAUCAGGACACAGAGCUGGAGUAUGAGUGUGUGUUGGUCAUCGAGGGGCAGACGGUGGUGGUAGACGCUUACGUAGAGACUGAUGACAUGAAUCCAUCAAACUUUGACAUCACCUGUCAACUACACCAGUACACAUAUUCUGCUCCAGUGGAGGAAUACAAUGCCAUGGUGUAUGUGAAGAGAAGGGACACCUUCCAUGUGGACAGCUCUCCUGAUCUAUAUGUGACUCUGUACAACUGCUCUGUGGGCCGCUCUGACUGCAGCCGCUGCCAUACGGCUGACCAGAAGUAUGGUUGUGUGUGGUGUGGUGGCGCUCAUGCCAGCUGCUUGUAUUCAGACUCCUGCAGUGAACCCGUACAGCAGACGUGCCCUGCCCCUGUCAUCCACUCUAUUGAGCCACUCUCUGGUUCAUUGGAAGGCGGCACCAUGGUUACCAUCUCAGGCUCCAACCUGGGCCAGAAGGCUGAAGACAUCCUCCACUCUGUGUCAGUAGCUGGGGUGGCCUGCACCGUCAUCCCCAGCCUCUACGAGGUCUCUUCCAGGAUUGUGUGCAGGACCAAAGCCAGUGGAGGAGAGAAGGAGGGCCAUGUGUCUGUUAAAGUGAGCGGAGGAGAGUUUGGCUUGUCCACCCAGACAUUCAGCUACCAGGACCCAUUUGUGAUGGGGGUGUAUCCUGAAAGGGGGCCCAAAGCCGGAGGAACGUCCCUGACGAUCACUGGCCGAAACCUGCUGACAGGACGUCCCUCAGACCUCACCAUCACUGUGGGAGGGGUGCCCUGUAACAUUGUGUCAGAGGUGCAGAGGUCCAGUGUUCAGUGUGUGACAGGCAGCAGUAAUAAGACAGGAGAUCACCAGGUCACCCUGCAUUACGGCAACAGCCAGCGCCACCUCCACACUUCAGCCUACUGCUACACCCACAACCCCAAUAUCACCCACGCUACACCAACAAAGAGCUUUCUGGCUGGUGGUCGGCUGAUCUAUGUGUCGGGCCACAAUCUGGAUGUGGUGCAGGAGCCCCGAAUGGUGGUUACCGUCUCUCCCUUUGAGUCAGUCACCGCGAAUAAAAGGAGGAAGCGAAGGAGAAGGAAGAGGAGGAGUGGAGAGCAAGGAGAGGACCAGGAUAAGACUCUGGGAAUGCCAGCGAGGAUAGUGCCUGACCCUAUCUGUCCUAGAGACCCACUCUGUUCUGUCAAGCAGUUCAUGGAGCGCUGUGAGGUAAACUCCUCUUCCCUGAUCCUGUGCCGCUCUCCUAUGGUGGACUCCUCUAUCCUGGAGUCAAAGGUCACUGUGGAGUUUCUGCUGGACAACCUGCGCUUUGGCUUCGGCAGUCUCAACCCUCAGACCUUCAGCUACGAGCCCAACCCCAUCCUACGGCCCCUGAACCAGCAGGACCCUCUGAAGGCCUACCGCUACAACCCUGGCAGCUUCAUCCAGCUGGAGGGGGAAAACCUGGACCUGGCCAUCACUAAGGACGAGGUGGUAGUGUUGGUCGGGGAGGGUGUGUGUGCUCUUAAGACCCUGACCAGAAACCAUCUGUACUGCGAGCCGCCACCUCAGCAGCCUGCACCAGGACCCAAUGGCAAGAAACGUGAGGGCUCCGACAAUCUGCCUGAAUUCACAGUCCAAAUGGGCAACCUGAACUUCUCCCUGGGUAAGGUUCAGUAUGACAACCUCAGCCUGUCCACUUUCCCCCUGGAAGCUCAGAUUGGAGUUGGGGUCGGGGCGUCCAUAGUAGCCCUCAUCGUCCUUAUCAUUGUGCUCAUUUACAGGAGAAAGAGUAAGCAGGCUCUGAGAGACUACAAGAAGGUCCAGAUCCAACUGGAGAACCUGGAAACCAGCGUGAGAGACCGCUGCAAGAAAGAGUUCACAGACCUGAUGACAGAGAUGAUGGACAUGUCCAGCGACCUGGUGGGCUCUGGCAUCCCCUUUCUUGACUACCGGAUGUACGCUGAGCGCAUUUUCUUCCCUGGCCACCGGGAAUCUCCGCUGAGGCGAGACCUGGACGUUCAGGAGUGUCGGCGGCAGACGGUGGAGCAGGGCUUGGUGCAGCUGUCCAACCUGCUCAACAGUAAACUUUUCCUCACCAAGUUCAUUCACACUCUGGAGAGCCAGCGGACUUUCUCUCCCAGAGACAGGGCCUACGUGGCCUCCCUGCUGACGGUGGCACUGCACGGCAAACUGGAGUAUUUCACUGACAUCCUCAAAACUCUCCUUAACGACCUGGUGGAGCAGUAUGUGGCCAAGAACCCCAAGCUGAUGCUGCGACGAACAGAAACGGUGGUGGAGAAACUGCUGACCAACUGGAUGUCCAUCUGCCUCUAUGCUUUCCUCAGGGACUCAGCGGGGGAGUCUCUCUACAUGCUGUUCAGGGCCAUAAAGCACCAGGUAGAUAAAGGACCAGUGGACGCUGUGACCGGCAAGGCCAAGUACACCCUCAAUGACAACCGCCUGCUGCGAGAGGACGUGGAGUACAAGACGCUGACUCUAAAUGUUUUGGUGCAGGGUGGAGGAGUGAACGAGACCCAGCCACUUCCCUCCAAAGUGCUGGACUGUGACACAAUCACACAGGUGAAAGAGAAACUGCUGGAUCAGGUGUACAAGGGCACCUCCUUCUCCCACCGACCCCACGCCGACUCAUUGGACCUGGAGUGGCGGUCUGGUGUUGCUGGUCAUCUCAUCCUGUCAGACGAGGACUUGACGUCUGUGGUUCAGGGCAACUGGAAACGCCUCAACACACUGCAGCACUACAAGGUCCCAGAUGGUGCAACAGUAGCACUGGUCCCUCGCCACACCAAACACAUUCACCAUGACAACCAUGACUACGUGGCGGGAGAGAAGACUCCAAUGCUGGAGGAUGCAGAUGAAGGUGGAGUGAGGCUGUGGCAUCUGGUGAAAGCCAGUGAGGAGCCUGAGCUGCCCAAACACCGCAGAGGCAGCCUGAGAGAGAGAGAGAGGGCCAAGGCCAUCCCUGAGAUCUACCUGACCCGCCUGCUGUCCAUGAAGGGGACGUUGCAGAAGUUUGUAGACGAUCUGUUCACAGUGAUCCUGAGUACCAGUCGUCCUGUCCCGCUGGCUGUCAAAUACUUCUUUGACCUGCUGGACGACCAGGCGGGACAACACGGCAUCGCUGACCCAGAGACGAUACACAUUUGGAAGACCAACAGUCUCCCUUUGCGUUUCUGGAUCAACAUUGUGAAGAACCCUCAGUUUAUCUUUGACGUCCAGGCUUCGGACCACGUGGACGCCGUGCUCUCGGUCAUCGCCCAGACCUUCAUGGACUCCUGCACCAUCGCCGAGCACAAGCUGGGACGGGACUCUCCCAUCAACAAGCUGCUGUAUGCCAGAGACAUCCCCCGCUACAAACAGAUGGUAGAAAGGUACUAUGCUGACAUCAGGCAGACCAUCUCAGCCAGUGACCAGGAGAUGAACUCUGCUCUGGCUGAACUGUCCAGGAACUACUCUGGAGAGCUCAAUUACCUGGUUGCACUGCACGAGCUGUACAAGUAUAUCAACAAAUACUACGACCAGAUCAUCACGGCACUGGAAGAGGACACCACGGCCCAGAAGAUGCAGCUCGGCUACAGACUGCAGCAGAUCGCAGCUGCCGUGGAGAAUAAAGUCACCGACUUGUGACAGAGGAAACACUCGCCAGAGCCACGACGAACAGAGCGGGUUGGGAGUGGGAGGGGAAUUAAGAGACUUGCCCCCCUGCAGGCUGAACUGAAAAGCAGGAGAGCAACAGACAGACAAACAGGAAGAUAGUACCAACCUUCCUUUCAGGAGGGAGGGUUGGAGUCAAGGAGUCGUAAGCUUUAGAAGAAACUUUUUAAGAAUCAGAAGAUUCAGGUUGGCAUUGAAGUUCACAUCCCAGCACCUUCUGCCUUUUUUUGGUGUUAGCUAAGGAUGCAUCGGUGACUUUAGUCUGGGCACUCUGAGGCCCCGAGCUCUCUGUAGUAGCAGGACAACACGUGGACACCGAACAAACCUGGACAAAGAUGUGUAAAAGACACCAGUCAGGCCUGCUGUCCCUCCAUUAACUUUAUGACGAGACAUUUGGAGGAAAAACUGAGUUUUAGCUCUCAAACUUUGCAGGCUUACACAGCAGCUCUCACGUAAAGGAAACCAGCUGGUCCACAGUCAGCUGAUCUGAUUUGAAGACUUAUUAAAGGGGGAUUUUAUGUCACUGUUUUCCCUCUGGAGUGAAUUUUAUGAAGCGGUACCUCUUAUGCCUUGUGUGCUUGUCGCUGCUGUACGGUCAGAGGUUAUUUCUUUAUGUGUGUGUAUGGUGAUUUGUGUAUGGUGCGUGUGUGUGCGCACAGUUAUCCAUAUUGCCCUGGUUUUCAAUCUACAUCAUGUAUUUUCACAUUUCUGGUAUUCAAGUAUUGAAGUAAUUGAAGUAACUGGUAAUUAUAUUUUAGAUGUUUAAGUCAGUAGUAUUCAAAAAAUAGUGAACUAGAAUUUUUCUCUUAAAUGGACACAUGUUUAAGAAUGAAACCUUGGUCACAACAUUGUUUAUAACCCCCUUUACUUAAAGCUAAUUGCUGCAUCAAAUACUUUUCUUUUUUUUAAAAAAAUGUUUCUGUGAUGUUGUUGACCCAACACCAACACUACGUACAUUUCAACCAGCUUCAACUACCAGUACAGCAGCACAGCACAGAUCUGCUCUCGUGCACAUAUACAGUAACACCUGCUGCGGUCCACGCACACACGCACACACAUUUCUAGUUCAUGAUUUUCUUUCCUUUGUGUGAGAUUGAAAUCAGAACCUGCUCAUUGGAGCAUUUUAAGGUACUUAAACCCCGACUGAGUGACCGUUAACUCUUUUUGUUUCUGUGUUCUUCCUUUUAUACUUAUUCAUGUGGAUGUGUCUAUAGUGUACAAGUCACUGGAAAGAUGUUAGAGGAAAAACAAAAAUCCUUCCAUAAAGUAACUCGUAUUAAUGAAGUGGAUUCUUAGUGUGCACCGCCGUGUUAUAUUUUGCAAGUCAGUCAUAUUUCUAUUUUGUACAUUUUUUAACAUUCCUUUUAGCUUUUGAACAGUUUAUUAACAUGGUUACCUUGUUCCGCUCCAAGCCGAGGUGAUGGUACGUGUUGAAAUGUUUUGGUAUUGACAUCAUGGUUGGUAUACACUUCUUGCACAGAACCCAGGGUGACACUGCUUCAUGUGCUGAAGGUCUUAUGGCAUUUUGUUUUGUCAAGUUGAUAGAGAUUAUGUACUGAUUAUACUACUACUGGCUCAGUAGGUAUAGUUGAUCUUGUCACACUGUUCUGCUUUUGGUUGGAGCACAGAGAUCUUAUAAACACGAGCUAAUGUUUGCUUAUGUUUUUCUUAUUUAAAUGACCGACUGAGAUGGCUUCCUAGGGGCUAGAAGGGCUGGGUAUGGUUGGACAGUUGUUGAUGCCGGUCUGGUGUCAAAAUCUGUUUCCCCUUUUAAAUAGUGUUUCUCAUAGCACUGCCCUUUGUGGUCGGGGCUUAAUUUAGGUUAACGUUAAGAUUAUGGUUAGGCAUUGCAGAGAUAACUGGUUGGGUUCAGGUGUGUGCAAGGAGAAACCCAAAUCUACAGGGAAACAGACUUUGACACACCUGUACCAAUAGAUUCAGUACAUCAUUGUUUCAGUACCAAAAUAAGUUGUUCACUACCUUACUUUGCUGAAUAUAUGCACAUUUUUCAAAAAACUAAAUUCAAUAUGACACUAUGAGAAGACAAAACUGAGAACCUGACCAAAUUCAGUGCCAGCUUUGGUGCAUAACAGUCUCUCAAUACUCAAGUCAGUGCUAUAGACAGUGUAGUCUCCAAUUAAAAAGUAAAGAGAUUUGAUACCCAGCCCUAGUCAUCAGUGACCAAAAUAGAUGACAGUGAAAAGGAUUUUCUUUUCAGAACUGUCCAUGCCCCCUUUUGAAGAGUGCUGAUGUGUGUCAGUUGAGCCUAAAGUGUGUUAUUCCCAGUUCCAGGCUCAGAAUGUCAGAAUGUAGUCCGUAGGUUUAUCACUACAUUGCUUAACACACACAAGCAACUAAAGACUCAUAUGAACAGAUGGUUUGUUUUGUCCUACACUGUCAGUUCCGAUGGGGGUGAAAGCUCAGUGACGAUAAAGACAAGCCAACUGAGGGAAAAACUGUAACUGUUGUUAGGCUGUAUAAAUUUGGCAAUGUAGAGCAGGCUCUGCAAGGAGCGGUUUUAAGGAUGUUUCUUAUUUUGUGUGUUAACAUCAUCGUGCAUACUGAUUUAAAAUGUAACUGUAGUGAUUUAACCUGUUUAUAAUAAGAGAAGUAACUUCUCGCAGAUUGUGAUGUAAUAAAGUAUUCUUAAAAUGA